CCUCUGGGCAUGAUCCAGCACCCAGGUCCUAGGGUAGAGUAAGCCAGGGGUAUGCUCAUGUUUCACAUGCUUGCAGAAGGUUUGAAAGGUAGGAAUGGACUAGUUGUCUGACAAGUGAUUGCUAUCCAAGACCCGAGAUGGAUCCCUUGUGUGGAACAUCUGGCAAUGUACAUUGCCACAUAGCACUAGCACAUGGUCCCACACUGGACCUGGCUUGAAUUGGAACAAAUAUGUGUUAACCUGGUUGAAGGGUUGCGUGUUCUUCAAGGAUAAAGUACUUCAGUUUUGGAUAAAAUGGAUCAAAUACCAAGGUCAGAUAUUACCACAUAUGUUAUCACUGAAUCAUAAAGAGUAAAGUUUCCAUUAAUUUCCUUAUUCUUUACCCUUUGCACAGCUCCGACCACAGCCACUGAGCAGGACAUUAACGCAAAAACCUGACUCCAACAAUUCUUCCCAUGUUCAUGAGUUCUGCCUGAGGAUUUCUGAAGAAUCUCAACCUGCCAGUUCCACGAAACGGACCAAACCAACAUCCCGACAAGCAAACGAGUUCAACCAGACAAACAUCAGACGUCGCAUAAAGCCAAUCUCUGAACCAACUAAUCCAAACAGAACAACACAACUGACCUCUCUCGACAAUGAAACGACCCCAGUACAGAUCAAAUCAACCCCCUUGUUGGAUAUGGGUGUUUUACCACCAGCGGAUCUUCAUUCAGAUGAAUCUGUCACUGGAUGCCGCUGCCAUGACGGAAAUAAGAAGCUUCCCACUGAAACAACCCAAGUCAGAAGCACAACUAUUUGGCCCCCCCUAUGAAAAGUGCAACUCAACAGAAUUUGUUGAGACACUGGUAGAUUUCAGGAUUGUGUGUGUGCCUCCAGCCAACCUCUUAUUGUACAUUGACAUUGAACGUCACAGGAGGCCUGAGAUACAAAACUAUAACAUAAUUCCAGUCAUGAUGCCUUUCCCACGAAACCGAGAAAUUAUGCCACACACAGAUACUGAAACUCCGCAGACACCUACAUACGACUAUGGAGAUUAUGAAGAAACUCCGCAGACACCUACAGACGACUAUGGAGAUUAUGAAGAAACUCCGCACACACCUACAGACAACUAUGGAGAUUACGAGAAAACUCCGCCGACAACUGCAUAUGACAAUGAAGGUGAUGACAGAGAUCCUGAUUGCAUAAUCUGCACCAAGACAAAAGCAUUGGACCCAGUGAAUCCUGAAUCUGUAAAAUCCUUUAAAGUGGACUUUCAGAAGCUUCCCUGUACUGUCCAUAUCUCUGUGAACCUCGAGGAUGAGGAUUUCUGUUUGGAUUUGGAAGACCACUGGUCCAAGGAUGUGUUGGAGGAGCUGGAGUUUGCCAACCCUCUUCUGUCAAAAACUUCUCCCAGGGAUGUCGCUGCCGUGAGAAACUUCCAAGACUUCCAAAUGAAACAGUGGCAGUUCGAAGUGCAAUGAUUUGGCUCCCAACUGAAAAUUGCAGCUCAGUGGAAUUUAUUGAAGACGCUCGAGGACGGCAGGAAGGUUGUGUGCGAACAAAUCCAACUUUAAAUCAUUCCUUGACUUUUUCUUCAGGAUUGAAGAACCUAAUUUUGGAGACACAAAUGUUCGCAAUCCACUUGACACGCUUCUUGCACAAGACCAGCUGGAAAGCAGACCUGUUUUACACAUGUCUGAGAGUUCUCAACUGAUUACUCGAGACACAAAUGAUUAUCAUGCCCCACCAGGUGAGACUGGAAUAAAAAAAUUAAACAAACAACAACAAACAACCAAAUCCCACAAAUAAAUGCAUUGAAUAUAUUCUCAAAUUAUCUGAAUAAUGUAUCGAGUUCAGGUCUUGUGCCCUUUCAGUGUUUAUUUGCGGAAUAUGCCACCCCAAUCCGAUGGUAACCUGGGACUUAAAUGCCUUGAAGUCCGUGGAUAUAAUUCACCAUCCGUAUUGCCCCGUCAUUAUUCAUGUCAUUUUGAAGGAUUAUACAUUCCUGUGUUUUGAUUCAAACCGGCGGGAUUUCUAUACCGUGCUGGACAAGUUGCAAUUUCAACUUCAGUGACAAAGAAGAUUCAAGAGUGAUGUUGGAAUAUUCCACUGGGUAACGGUUUAUAGGGUGGGAUCUUAUUCUUGGAAACCCAGUGUGUGCUGGGACCUGUGCUGUCUCUACAUAUUUUAUAAGUUGGAAAAAUCG
This is a messenger RNA of Thalassophryne amazonica, 2185 nucleotides long. RefSeq lists its product as uncharacterized. Lineage: Eukaryota; Metazoa; Chordata; Actinopteri; Batrachoidiformes; Batrachoididae. The record is from RefSeq and is a predicted model, not a curated record. The transcript is spliced from 10 exons. The coding region runs from base 636 to 1460 and encodes 274 amino acids.